CGCAGCUAGCACGGAAUGCGAGCCAGCAUGGAAAUCUUGUCCUGAUGGGAUCGCCCGCGUUCGUCCUGCUGCCUUCCGGAUCGUUUCCCCGUCUCCUGACCUCCGCGCGAAUGGUGAGGAAUAGCGAGGUGUGUGCGCGUGUGUGCUCGAUCGUGAUGCAGGUGCCUCCCGAAGUGUGAUCUCGAAUUCAGUGGACAAGUUUAUCGGAUGAUUUGGGAACUGCGAAUCGAAAGAUCAACCUGUGCUCGGAUCGGCCGUCAUCGUAGUUCCGGAGACAUCUCCGACAAUCCUCCUUACCCUCUCGCUCCACGCAACAACCCCAAAACCGAAACACACCCGCAGAUAACGCGACAAGCAGCAGGAGCAGCAGAAGCAGCGCAAGCGGAGGCGCACCGACAUGAGAAGGUGUGGACAAUGACGAUUGUGCGUUCGCGCUCCCGAGCCUCGAGAGCUUGUUUGUUUUAAUGCGGCCAGAUCGUGGCCACGCGAUACGGUGUUUGAAGAUCUCGGUGGAGCUCCGCCUCGGUCAUGAGGGUGUCGGUUGGAGAAAGUCCUUCCCGUACACUUUCCGUGCCUCAGUAGGCGAUAGAUGUUUGUUUGUGCUCCAUUUCGUGCGUGCGUGCGUGUCGAUCGCAGCAACCUUUGGUGCCGUUUGUGCCCGUGAUUUUUCAUCUGUGAUAGUGGCGUCCAAGAGCGCAGUGUCGGAACCGUUGCUUUUACCGUAACCGUGUUGUGACUGAUCGAUCGUGUUGUGCGUGAUCUGUGUGUUUCGGUGAAUAGUGUUCAGGAUUCAAGACGGUAACACGAUGACACCAGGACCAACGACAAAGAUGGAUCGUGGUGGUACCGGUGCGGAAGAGCGGAAGCGGUGCGGAGAGACUAUUCACUCCGGUCAAUUUAUGGUGUCACACUUUGAAACCGAAGGCGCCGAAGAUGACGAUGACGAUCUGGGCAUGCAACUGGAUGCGGAAGAUGUGAAACCGAGCCUAAUCUCUUCCGAUGCCGUACUCCUGCCCUCUGUAUCCGGCGGUAUCGUGUCCGAGGACCGACCCGCAAUCAGUAGGGCACUAGUUUCGCACGGAGCGGACAGUGUCGGUGCAGGCAGUAGCACCAAUGCCAGCGCGCUACCACGCGGCGAGUCGUCAAACCAGCUGGCCCGGUAUGUGCCACGACCGCUGCAUCUUAGUUCGCGAUCAACCGUGUCGCAGGUGGAGAUCGAUACGGAUCUGUCGACGGUGUUCAACACGCUCAACGUUACCUACACACAAAAACUGACGUCUCCGAAAUGGAACCCGUUCAAAGGCAUCCGUCUGCGCUGGAAGGAAAAGAUCCGGCUAAACAAUGUUAUCUGGCGCUGCUGGCACAUGCAAUUUAUCAUGAAACGGAAAACUCUAGUCUGUCAGUUUGCUUCCCCUCUAGACGUAGACGUACAUAAUACUCCGCAGGCCAUUCUACUUGAAGGCAAGUACUGGAAGCGGAAGUGUAACGUAAUCAAGGCGGAGUACAAGAAAUGGCGAAGGUUUAACGUAAAUAAAGCACUAGGCUCAACGAACAUUGUCGAUACGACUAGCGAAUUAGACUUCCUGGAAUGGUCCCCAAUCAGCAACGAUCUGUUUAUGAUCACCGAUAAUAUGCCCACGGAUACACUUUUCUCAACGCUAGGCCAGUAUCCGUUUCCCGAUUCCCGAGAGAUAGCAAGGGGUGCCGGACGGGCAGAUUUUAUUCAACCCAGCUUGGGCCCCCUGCAGCCAAACCUGGACGAUUUGAUGGAACUGGAUUUGGACUUUCUCAACUUCCCACGAUUGGCACCCGUACCAGAAGAGGCAACGGACGAUCUUCUGAAAGCGAUCGAUUACAACUAUCCUCUUGGAUCAAAUCUGUUGACUAAUACUGGUGCCACUAUACAGGAGGUGACGGAAGAGGAAAAUUCCUCCGCUGUGGACGCACAAACCGCAGGACAACCGAUGCCACUGGGUGGAGGUACUUCUGUAGUUGUCGGUAGCAACCUUAAUCAGUCGCACCAGCAACAGCCCUCGCAACAACCUGCCGCAAUUCAAUAUUCGGCCAAAAUCUUUGCCCAAGCGUUACAUACGUCGAGUAAUACCGCUUCGUCAAGUUCUGCGACCUCCUCGGUGGUAGGAUUUCCAACUGCUCAGCAGAUAAGCAGCGCACUCGAUAACUACCUCUCGACACUCGGUUCGUCCUCGUCGGGUGGGCAGCAGACGCUAACAAACGCGCAGCAGAUACAACCGGUAACGACCGGAUCGUUACCGGUGAGUAACUCCAGUGGUGGUGAUCCACGUGAGGAGAUAUCUCGCGGCGGCAAGUCAAAAUUUUCGCGCGCUUACGCCAAGCACAACUACGACUCCAAGUACCCACCGACACCACACCAAACGAUGGCCUACAACAUGGUAUCCCAGCCGCACCUGGGACAACCAGGGACGGGUACAAACAGUGGCAUUCACAGUGCCGCCUACAACACCGCCGGUUAUCCAUCGUCCGGUGGUCCAUUGGCUCACAUGGCUACCGGUGGUGGCACUAGCGUGCAUCAAUCGACAUCACAAGGAGCCAUGCAUCUUCUCUACAACCAUUCCGUGCUACAGAAUGCAACACCAGCGAAUCCGGUGAACCUUUCCAGUGGCCCAAGUGGGACAAGCCUAGCGGCCAACAGUGGUAGCAACGGAGGAAGUGGCAGCUGCAGCAGCAUCAGCAGUAGCAACAGUAGCAGUCAGCCAACAGCCAUGAGCCAAGGGGCAAUGUUGCAGGCGAUGAACUCCAAAUUGCUUACGCACAGCCAAUCGCUUCCGGUGCCAGUUAUGCCUCAAUCGAAGGGUUCUCUUCCACAGCCUCGAUCAACUUCCAUGCCGACGGCACCGAACUACAACCAGAUGCUGGCAUCAUCACAGCACUCGCCCCCCGGGAGUCUGCACGCAUCGCAGUCCGGUAGCAGCUACAAGUCGUAUCACGGCCAUCAACCCCAACCGUACAAAAUUCCAUCGCAAACGGUCGGUGCUGCCGGUGGAUCGUAUGGAAGCGGUGUAAGAGCAAUGGCGCGGCACUCUUCGCCACCGCACGGUACACUGCUACAACCGACCAGUGCAAUGGGCGGUGGGAUCGGUGCUAGUGGUGCUACCGUUGGCCUAUCACACUCCUUGGAACAAUCGCAACAGCAACUGCAAGACUUGCAGCUGCAGCAGCAGCAGCAACUACAACAGAGCCAGCACCAACACGCGUUAGUUUCGACAUCCACGGUCACCGGUCAGCAGCAACAACAACACCAACAGCAUAACAAGCGCCACCCUCCGCAUCCGACCAAAGAGAUGAUUCGUUCCAACAGCCUCCCGAUCAAUGCUACCUUCCAGUUACCACCGAAGGAGAUGGAAAACUUUGCGAUGCCCCGCUACCAGUCGCAGAAACCGAAUAGCUCCAAAAUACGCUCCCGUAGCCAUUCGAUGAUCAUGAAGCAACAGACAGGUGCAAACGUUGCUGGUGUAUCUAGCGGCUUAGGGAUGGGCUGUGGUAGUGGUAACAUUGGUGCAUCUGCUGGUGGCUCCAGCUUAUCGCAUCACGUUGCGCAAACAACGCUCCACACCACCUCCAGCGAACCGAUGCUGAACGUUACCAACAGUGCGCUACUCGCACAACUUCUAACUACUAACAACGCAAGUACCUUACUGAGUAAACAGGCUCACAGUACAUCAUCAAGUGCCAUAAGUACAUUAAUACAGUCCCAGCAGCAACAGCAGCAGCAGCACCAACCGAACCAUUUCCAGGCAACGGCCAUGGGAGGAAGCACCUUAUCGCCCUCGUCCUCGCACCAUCAACUGCAACAACUGCACCAACAGCUGCAACAACCAGGUCAAAAAUCACACCUUUCUCACCACCACCAGCAUCACCAUCCUCAGCUAACCAGCAGUUCUGUUGGUCCAGCGGCGUCUUCUAGUGGAAUGCGUCCCCAAAAUCCGACUUCAUCAUCGGUACUAAGCUUUGCCUCUUCCGCCGGUAUGUCGCUCUCGCAGCAGAGUCUCUCUCCUGAGUCAGCACACGACACAGACGGACCACUUUCUCCAACUGGUGUGGGUGGUGGUGGUGGUAGCGCCGCGGGCGGCCCUAGUACCUCCAGUUCUGGAGGGAUCGCCAGCAAGUUUCCCCGAAACGAUAACCAACGGCGCACGGGACACAUCCAUGCGGAACAAAAGAGACGCUACAACAUCAAGAACGGAUUCGACACGCUACACUCGCUGAUACCACAGCUGCAGCAGAACCCGAACGCCAAGCUAAGCAAAGCGGCCAUGUUGCAAAAAGGGGCAGACUACAUCAAGCAGCUACGAUCGGAACGAACCUCCGCCAAUGAUCAGAUGGAUUCAUUGCGCAAAGAGAUCGAGCAGCUAAACAACUCGUUGAGUAAUCUCCAGACUGCACUGCCAGCCAGUGGGGCCCCCGUUUCACGGCAGCGCACAGGCCGCGUGAAGGAGCUUUACCAACAGUACGUUCGCCAACGGACUCUGGAAAACUGGAAAUUUUGGAUCUUUGGUCUAAUUUUUGAACCUCUGAUGAAUUCCUACAACCAAACGGUGUCGGUUGCCAGCAUGGACGAAAUGUGUCGGACUAGUCAGCUGUGGGUUGAUCAGCACUGCUCACUGGUCGAACUAAGGCCCGCCGUUUCCAAUAAACUGCGUCAACUUUCCACCACAACCGACGUCCUAUCGGAUCCCCCCAGUUCACUGCAGGAAGAGGUACUUAAGGCGAUCUCGACGAACACUCUUGUGCCCGGCAGCAGUAGCUCCGCAAGUGGCCACUGCAGCCGCGGAAGUAGUACAGACACCAGCCCGCAUCGUUCUUAGAAUGUUAUUCAUCGUCAGCUGGUCUGGAGGAAGCAGAAAGGGCAGGGGUUUUUUAUUGUUUUCGUAGUGCAUAGCAUAUUGUGGCACGCUCAUCCCGCGAGAUUGUUAUUAGAUCCGCAAAUCUAUGUUAACUGUUUAAUGCUACAAGAAGUAGAAGGUGGGUGCAUUCGAGGGAAACGGAACAGAAAGUGCCUUCAUGAUGCAGUGACUGCGCACAAAGGAAAGGGAGACAAAACAAUCAGGAAACAAUACCAUACCAUAAUCUCAUAAGCACAGGACAAGAUGCUUUAAUCAUCAAAACAUUGCAGCGCAUCUAAACUUCAGCGCUUCAUCCCACCCGACGGCUAAUCAGGCUAUUCGCUGCGACGGGCCAUUGCCAUAUCCUUGUAGUUCGUUUGUUUUGUUUAGCUGAACAUCGCGUUAGUUUUUCUCGUCUUGGUUCUUGGUUUUCAUUACCAGUACUAUUGUUCGUUUUUGCUACUUGUCCGUUAUUUACGUUAAGCUAUUCCUAGGUCCAGAGAUUCGUUAUUUUGUUCCUAGGACUCCGUUUAAUUCUCCUUUGAUUUUCGCGUCUUACGUUUAGAGGGGAGGAGAGAGAGAGAGGUGCUCUGUCUUAAGCUGCAGACGAAAGGUAGUUGGCCUUUAGCUAAUGUAAGCGUUAUGAAUAGCGAAUUGUUGAUUAAGAAACUAUGUUACACUCUAAGCCGUGGUUAAGCAUAGUGGAGUUAUGUGCAUAGCUUUUAGUUUAUGUUAUCGUACGUUUUGGAGAAAGAAGAUUAGAUCCUAGGCGUGUGUCUGUGUGUGUAUGUAAAGUACUGGUCGCAGUAAUGUUAGAAUGAAUCUAUAUUGGGGAUGGAUGAAGCGAGGGCGAAGUAACGGAGCCGUUGGUAAAAAGUACAACAACAAGAGAAUCGAGAGUCCUGGGCCUAGAUUGCAGAUGAAGUGAAUUCAGAAACCAACAGAGGAAGGGGAUGAUGGAAUGAAGAUCGUUCAGAAACAUAGUAACACUCCCCGAAAA
Molecule: messenger RNA, 5862 nt
Organism: Anopheles aquasalis
Lineage: Eukaryota; Metazoa; Arthropoda; Insecta; Diptera; Culicidae
Gene: Mondo
Product: MLX interacting protein mondo
Biological process (GO): regulation of transcription by RNA polymerase II
Cellular component (GO): nucleus
Molecular function (GO): RNA polymerase II cis-regulatory region sequence-specific DNA binding; DNA-binding transcription factor activity, RNA polymerase II-specific; protein dimerization activity
Source: RefSeq, a predicted model, not a curated record